AACAGCAGUUUGUUAGGAUGCUAGUGCAGAAAUAUUUCCAUUCAGAUCUGCUUUUCCGUUUUGCGAUCCUAGUUAUUUCUAGGAUGUUGGUGUCACUGACUCCAUGUGAUUUCCGGCUCUGGUUAAGUUUCGGUUUUGUUACGUCAUUACUUCUUGUGAAGCAUAUAUUACAGCGGUACAAAUUCUUUUGUGUGAAAACACCGUUCUGUACGAUCUUUUAAAUCAUGAAACGCAUUGGUACGGUUGCGUUGGCCCCGGUGGCGCUUACCAUGGCUGGAUUCACCUCCGCUGGUAUAGCAGGAGGUUCUCUGGCUGCCAGCAUGAUGUCAUCAGCAGCCAUCGCCAACGGUGGAGGUGUGGCUGCGGGAAGUUUGGUCGCUGUCCUUCAAUCUGCAGAUUGUUCUUCCUGGCCAGGUGCUGCUGGGCUGUCUGCAGGUGCAACAGCAGCCGUGGCAGCUGUGGGUGGAGCAGCAGGAGCUGUUGUAGGCGGAGUGGCAGAUUUUUUUCUCUCAUUCCGAUAGUCCACCUUCAUCCGACGAUGAAGACGAUGGAUCUGAAGAAGGGGAUGAGACAGAGAUGAGUUUGCCGGAGACCAAAGAGCUUAUGCCAAAAUAAGGACCACUGUUAUAGCAAAGUGAUCCUGUGAUUGAAGAUCAUUUUUUUUAUUAAACAAUUAAAACAUGUUGUGUUGUGCAAGAUUGCAGAGUAUUGCCUUUCAGUAUAAAUGCAAGAAAUUGUAAUACAAAUUAAUUGUGUCCUUGAAUUUCAUACUUAGAUCUUUACAGUAGAAUUUGGUUUUGUCUUAUAUUUAAAGUUGGCUUUACCAAUUCCGUUACUUUCCUGUUUAAUGCUUUUAAGCUGCUUUGAAACAAUCUCUAAUUAAUAAAGCACUACAAAAUGAAGGUGA
This is a messenger RNA of Labeo rohita (rohu), 907 nucleotides long. RefSeq names its product interferon alpha-inducible protein 27-like protein 2A. Gene Ontology annotation, cellular component: membrane; mitochondrion. The transcript is spliced from 3 exons. The coding region runs from base 225 to 521 and encodes 98 amino acids. The record is from RefSeq and is a predicted model, not a curated record. Lineage: Eukaryota; Metazoa; Chordata; Actinopteri; Cypriniformes; Cyprinidae. Gene Ontology annotation, biological process: apoptotic signaling pathway.